Molecule: messenger RNA, 942 nt
Organism: Alternaria postmessia
Lineage: Eukaryota; Fungi; Ascomycota; Dothideomycetes; Pleosporales; Pleosporaceae
Exons: 4
Coding region: 1-942 (313 amino acids)
Source: RefSeq, a predicted model, not a curated record
AUGGUUGUCAUCGCAAUUGCUGGUGGUGCAAAUGGCCUGGGUCGCACUAUUGCGGAGACGGUUCUUCGCCAGGGCAAACAUCAGGUGAAGAUCUUGAGCAGAUCGGCGAACCCUAAGCUUGCAGCCGAGAUUGGCUGUGAAAUCAUCGCUGUCGAUUACGACAACAUUGAGAGUAUGAAGAAGAUCUUGGAAGAGAAUGAUGUUCAUACAGUGAUCUCCACGAUCUUUUUGACCACUUCGGCAAAGCCGCAGAACAACCUGGUGAUGGCUGCAGAUGCGUCAAAGGUAACGAAGCGUUUUGUUCCAAGUAUCUGGGGUGUCCCCAUGACUCGAGAGCAAGCCGACGCCGCUAACUUCAUCAUCGGCCGCGUCAAGUUCGAGGGUGUGGAGGUCCUAAAGAAGACAUCCCUCGAACACACGCGGUUCUAUGUGGGUUUCUUUCUUGAUUACUGGGGUUACCCCCACGUACCUACACACGUAACCCCCCUUACCAUGGCCGUCGACAUGCAAAACGAGUUUGCCGCUCUCCCCGGUACCGGAACAACUCCAAUCUCAUUUAUCCACACUGUGGAUAUUGCGAAGUUUGUAGCUGCGAGCUUGAAUCUCCCAAAGUGGGACGAGGAGAGCUACAUUCUUGGGGACAGGCUUACCUGGAAUGAUUUCGUCAAGACUGCAGAAGAGGUCAAGGGAAUAAAAUUCAGAGUUACAUACGACUCGAUCGAAAAGCUUAAUACAGGAACGGUAACUGAGCUUGAGACUCACAAAGACAUCUAUCCUAUCAUGCCCAAGGAGAAUGCCCAGUUACUCAUGGCAACUUUCGGAAAGUUUUUCCAUGACGGGGUGUUUGACUUGAAGCCCGAAAAGACACUCAACCAGGUGUUUCCUGAGAUCAAAGUGAGCUCAGUAAGGGAUGUUCUGCAAAAGGCUUGGGGAAAUCAUUGA